Messenger RNA from Rhipicephalus microplus (southern cattle tick), 2600 nucleotides. RefSeq names its product gamma-tubulin complex component 6 (gene Grip163). The record is from RefSeq and is a predicted model, not a curated record. Lineage: Eukaryota; Metazoa; Arthropoda; Arachnida; Ixodida; Ixodidae. Gene Ontology annotation, molecular function: microtubule minus-end binding; gamma-tubulin binding. Gene Ontology annotation, cellular component: spindle pole; microtubule organizing center; gamma-tubulin complex. Gene Ontology annotation, biological process: mitotic cell cycle; microtubule nucleation; cytoplasmic microtubule organization.
CAGAACAAGCUCAGUCAAGUCACAUGACUGAACAGGACUGGCAGUAUGUGGUGCAAGCUGGGAGAAGGAAGCACUUUACAUGGGAGACUGUUGGAAGUGUGAGGAGUUUGUUGGAGCAUCCGUUUGUGACCUGAGGCAGGAGAGCGUGAAUGGGAAGCUGUGUGCCAGCAUAGGAUGCUCAGCUUGGCUGCCUUGACUGGAGUCCAGCCAUCUGCCCCGCUGGGACACCAGGAACUGGUCCACAAGGCACUGCUGCUGCUGGCUGGAAUUCCAUCAGACAUUUUCCGAUACGAUCCAGUGCCACGAACAUUCAGCAUCCAGGAGCGUGCACGGCUCAAAGGCACUUCAUCCGAAGCCCUUUCUGCAUCACUGAGCAACUUUCUGGAAUGCGGCAGAGACAUCCGCUUUCUAGAAGACCUAACUUCCAGCAAUGCAAAGCCUGGCCUGACAUGGCAGGCCUUCGUUGGUGCUCUGAAGCACUUCCUGCACUAUUUCCACGGCUGCCUGAUGCCUUUGGAAGGUCGCGCUGACACGCUCACUAUCCUUCAACUGACUCGCAUUGUGAGCACUCUUUGCAACAACGUCAGAUGCAUCGCAGACAUUUGCCGCAGUGCACUUGAGCUCCAGAGGGUCGCUUCACCAAGACAGCAGAGUAUGCUGCUCUUGCGCCACUUGUGUCAAUGUGCAAGGAGCUGCUGGGGUCAGGAGGCAUUGUCUCUUGUGGCCUUCCUUCUUCGGCGAAGCUGCCAGCCUUACUUCAGGUUUCUGGAGGAGUGGCUGUACAAUGGGUGUUGCAACGACCCCUACGAAGAAUUUCCCUUUGUAAUACAUAAGCAGGACGUGGAGAUGCGAGAUGAACGCUUCUGGGAGAAAGGAUUCCAGUAUGUGGCCUCUGAGGCUCCAUUCCUGGCCCCUUUCAUGCAGCAUGUCUUCACCAGUGCCAAGAGUGCCAUGCUGCUCAAAGUCUGCAAGCCUCAGAGUGGCCUCUUGUGGAGCAAGCAGCUGCGGCCCAAGUUGAAGCUGUCCUUCAACAGCUGGCAACUGGCCCAGGCUAUGGAACUGUCUGAGCACUACAGCCGUCUCAUGGAGUCUGAACUGCAGCUGCCUCCACUGCCUGAGUUUCGCCUGGGGCUUGAUCCGCACGUCCACAUCCCAGAAGAGUGGAUAGAAGCUCAAAAGGAGCUAGUCGAUAGGCAGGGUCGCCUGCUGCAUUCGGUUCCUCGGUCGCCAAGCUCUGCUUCCAUGUGUCUGAUGGCCAGCAGUCAGAGCGCUCCUCUGCCUUUUCAGGCAGCUGCUGCAGCAGAGAGCCACGAAGCCUUGCUCUAUUCAGUUAUGACUGGAACGCACAUGAAAGUGAGCGGCUGCAUUGCCACAGAAACUGGGCAAUCCAACCACAACCUGGGGCUCUUCUGUGAAACAGCGGGGACAUACAGUCGCAGUGCGCAGCGGAACCUCUUUGGUCAUGCCUCAGACUCCCAACUUGGUGACAUCCUCUACCCUAAGAAAAGCAAAGGAACGCUAUACACAACAGUGAAGAAUGCUGAAAAUAGCAAAGUUGUUACAGAUAAUCCAACCAUAUCAAGUCCUAUCAGUAGUGAAGCUGAGACUGGGGAAGCAUCAAUGCCAAGCAAACGUCGUGCGAAGACGUGCUCGCUUGAAAAAGACAGUUGGGGAAGCGAAGGGCUGCUUCACCAGUCGUGCGGUGACAGUACGGGCUUGCUGCUGUCGAAGCCCAUGGAGAACGAGCCACAGGGCACCCAACACGGCGGUGGGGAUACCAGCCUGUUGCCUGCCGACACAACUGACAGUCUUUCUCCUCGAGAAUGACAGCUGAACCUGGGGCGUUGUCCAGGCUGGCAUUCUUCUCACACACCACCGGUGAAUGCAGUGCUGAUGGUGGACUCCCACUGGACAUAACCAUCAAGCGGUCCCUACUUCCUCCAUUGAUCUCACAGAUGAGGCUGCUGAACCGGGUGACCGUGUCCUACCUGUUGACCGAGUUACGGCUGUACGACCACCUAGAAGCGCUCACCAACUACUACUGCUUCCAGGAUGGCGAGUUUGGACAGGCACUGUGUGAUGCCAUAUGUCUCAAGCUCAAACUACCGGCGGUGGAGUUGUUCAACUCAAAGACACUCAACUGGAUUCUCUCGCAAGCCUUGAGCUCGUCCCUGCGAGGAGAGUGCCCUGAGGCCAGGAACCUGCGCUUGGACGCAUGUCCUCUUGCCGUCUCUCCUGGCCAGAACAUGCUGAGCUGCCUUUCAAUGAGCUACAAGGUGGACUGGCCGCUUAGCGUGGUGAUAAACAGGGCAUCCCUGCUGCGCUACAACAAGAUAUUCCGCUUCCUCCUUGGCUUGAGACGAGCUUUGUGGGCACUGUCAGACAUCUGGAGCCAUCUCGAGCCUUCUGCACUUCCCAGGAAGCCAGACUCAUCACUGGAAUUUAGGCAGCUCCAGGUGAUGAGGCACGAGAUGCUACACUUUGUACAAAUGGUCCAGUCGUACGUGGGCAGCCAAGUCAUGCAGGCAUCACUUGCAGAGCUACGUACCGAACUCAACAGGAAGGCACAGUCUGUUGACGACCUCCGCAAUGCCCACUUA